GCGAGCUGACUGGCUGUGCUGGAGGAAAACACGGAAGUCAGCGUGUGUCUGUAGUUCGGUGGAGGCUGUUCGGUGUGGUCAGUCCUAACAUGGAGCUUUAAACCGGGUCACAUUCCUCCGCCGGAGCCGCCGCUGAGGUCCGCAGGUCCGGGAGCUCCGGGACGAAUCAGUCCAGCCGGUAGGAGGCGGAACCGGAGCAUUACACCUACGGCUAUUAGCCCUUUAGCCUGUUAGCUGCGGUCCGUUACUGCAUCUGAGCAGGAUGUCGGUCUUCAUACACACUCGCGGUGAGGCCGGCGGUGGCGUCGCUGCCCACCUCCAGUGCCCCCACUGUGGACACUUCUCCAGAAGCCACGCCCACCAGCUGACCCACAUGGCGGCGACCCACCCCGCCUGCCUGGACUCCGUGGUGGUCGGUCGCCUCGGCAACAUCCUGAUGUACCAGAGCAGUGCCCGGCUGUUCCACUGCUGUGACUGCUUCUACACCAGCCGCGACUUCACCAAGCUCUACAAGCACCUGGUCACCAAGCACUGCAUUCCCGAGGACGGAGGAGAUGGAGGGGACGACAGGGGGAAGGAUGCCGCUGACAGGAAGAGCAGCGUAGAGGUGGAGGAGGUGGAGGUGGAGGAGGAGGAAGAGGAGGCAAAGGAAGAGGUGAAGAAGGACGUGCUGAUGUUCGACGGCGGCGGCUACCGCUGCCUGAUCUGUGGCCGCAGGAACAAGCUGAAGGCGCUGGGCGUCAACCACGUGGUCCGCAAACACGACAUCCCCAAAGCCUACGCCUCCCAGGCUGUCACACGGGACGCCGCCGCAGCCAAUCAGAUGCAGCUGCCAGAGGAUGACGAGGUGGCUGGGCUGAGUGGCGAGCUGCUGAAGGAAGAGAUGGAGGCCAUGGCCAAAGUUAUAAGAUUCACCUCCAACCGCUUCGUCUGCCUGAUCUGUGGCUGGAAGACCAAACUCAGAGGUUUCGCCAUCAGUCAUGUGGUGCGUUACCAUGACGUUGAGCGUCCCUACGGCUGCAAGGAUUGCAAUCGCAGCUUCUUCCUGCCCAGCCGGCUGCAGCAGCAUGUCAGGGCGUCCCACCGGCCCGGACGCUACGCCUGUCCCUUCUGCUGCUUCAGGUCCCACUUCCUGGGAGGAUUCAUGAGGCACUGCAGCCGCUGCAACGCCCGGGAGGAGGGGGAGGAUGAAAGAGGAGCAGCAGAAACAGCAGGAGGAGGAGCAGGGGAGGAGGAGGAGGAGCACGACGACAAAGACGCCAAGCAGACCAGAGGAGCCAGGAAACGAAAGAGGACAGAGAGGCUGGUGGAGGAGGUGGAGGAGGACGAUGAGGACGACGAAGACUGACGGGGGACAGCCAGGAAGUAGACCACAUCCAGGAAGUAGACCACAUCCAGGAGCUAAACUGAACUGUGUUUUUAUUGUCAGCGAUGGGACCGAAAGAUUCAAUUACAAACUUUUUUUAAAAUAAAAACCAAACGUUCUGGCAGA
Molecule: messenger RNA, 1492 nt
Organism: Acanthochromis polyacanthus (spiny chromis)
Lineage: Eukaryota; Metazoa; Chordata; Actinopteri; Pomacentridae
Product: chromosome alignment-maintaining phosphoprotein 1-like
Exons: 3
Coding region: 263-1348 (361 amino acids)
Biological process (GO): attachment of mitotic spindle microtubules to kinetochore
Source: RefSeq, a predicted model, not a curated record